Molecule: messenger RNA, 1928 nt
Organism: Vanrija pseudolonga
Lineage: Eukaryota; Fungi; Basidiomycota; Tremellomycetes; Trichosporonales; Trichosporonaceae
Gene: HIBCH
Product: 3-hydroxyisobutyryl-CoA hydrolase, mitochondrial
Exons: 5
Coding region: 132-1676 (514 amino acids)
Biological process (GO): L-valine catabolic process
Cellular component (GO): mitochondrion
Molecular function (GO): 3-hydroxyisobutyryl-CoA hydrolase activity
Source: RefSeq, a predicted model, not a curated record
UUCCUCUCACCCGGACGAGUUCCGACCGGCUACAACCACAACCCACACCCCACCACCGAGUGCCUCUCUUAUACCGGGCAUCAACUCCACAUUCUACUGACCCUCUCCCCCACCACCCCUCCCAAAAGGCAAUGUCCCGACUCCUCGCCCGCAUGGCACCCCGCCUCUCCGCCCAGUCCGCCGCCAGCGCCCGCCUCUCGGCAGUCAAGCGUCACAUGUCGUCGUCGCCCGUCGUGCGCGACGACUCGGUGCUCUACGAGAACCAGGGCACGACGCGCACCUACAAGCUCAACAGGCCCAAGGCGCUCAAUGCCCUCGACCAGCCCAUGAUCGACUCGCUGGUCGCCGAGUCCGAGUCGUGGCGCACGUCCGACCUCGUCAAGCUCGUCGUCGGCAAGGGUGACGAGCGCGCCUUCUGCGCCGGCGGAGACGUCAAGACGCUCGUCAUCGCCCGUGCCAGGGGCGACGCCGCCUCGGGCCUCAAGUUCUUCCAGGACGAGUUCGGCCUCAACUGGCACCUCGGCCGCCUCGGCAAGCCCUACGUCGCCGUCAUUGACGGCUUCACGAUGGGCGGCGGCGCCGGCAUCUCGCUCCCCGCGCCUAUCCGUAUCGCGACCAAGAAGACCGUCUUCGCCAUGCCCGAGACCAAAAUCGGCUACGCUCCUGACGUCGGCGGCAACUACUACAUUGCGCAGCUCGACGGUGAGAUUGGUGCCUGGCUCGCCAUCACUGGUAACGAGGUCUGGGGCCGUGCGGUGUACGAGCUCGGCCUCGCGACCCACUACGUCGACCCCGAGUCGAUCCCCUCGCUCCUCUCGGCGCUCAACGAGAUCGAGGACCCUUCGUUCCAGACCAUCUCGGACAUUGUCUCGUCGUACCACGUCGGCCCUGCGCCCGAGGGAACUGCUCCCUCGUCCAAGGGCUCCCGUGAGGGCCCUUCGCCCAUCACUGGCGAGAUCCGCGCGUUCCUCGACAAGACGUUCGGCCUCCCGUCCCUCCGGGACAUCUACACCGCGCUCAAGGCCGCCGAGGCCGACAGCAGCCUCGCGCCCGAGGUCCGCGAGUGGGCCACCGCGCAGCGCGGUAUCCUCGACGAGCGCUCGCCGACCGGCAUGGCUGUCGCGCUUGAGAACUUCCGCCUCGCGCGCAAGGCCAAGCGCCUGAAUGAGGUCCUCGACAACGACAUCACCAUGGCGACCGGCUUCCUCGGCCUCAAGCGCACCACUGACGACUUCUCGACCGGCGUCACCCACCUGCUGAUCGACAAGGCCAAGGGACGUGCCAACUGGGCCCCUUCGUCGAUUGACGACAAGAGCCUGACCCCCGCCGCGAUCCGCGCCAACUUCCUCGAUGCCAAGGCCGAGCACAUUGCCGGUGAGCGCCCCGUCAUCGACUUCACCCCCACGCCUACGACCAAGGAGGGCCCCGACUCCACCUGGGGCCAGUUCCGCCGCUACGGCCUGCCUGCCGAGGCCCGCGUCCGCGCCUGGGUCAAGGGCGAGGCGCCCGGCUCGGGCGCCUUCAAGCUGAACGAGGACGAGCUCGUCAGCCGCAUUGUCGAUGUGUCGGGCGAGGCUGGCUCCCCGCGCCAGAAGGAGAUUGAGCAGGCUAUCCGCAAGAUUGUCGCCCAGCACACCACCAAGGACAAGGACGGCUACCUCAACUGGCAGGACUAGGCGGCGGGUGUUGGUACAUGUACAGUGUAGAAUGCAUCAGCAGAUAUGGCGGCCGUGGCGUGUGGACCUAUGCCAUCGCCUCGUACAGGUACUCGUCGAGUGUGAUUUUGAGCCCCUUUGCGAGUGUUUUUGUCCCCUCGUAGUCGAUCUCGCAGCGGAGCAUGAUGUUGUCGAGGCGGUCGACGGGGGAAGUGCGCUUAAGCAGGCUCUGUGCCUCGAGCUCUGGAAUGAGGGACCACAGGCCGACGCUCA